Messenger RNA from Notothenia coriiceps (black rockcod), 1273 nucleotides. Its product is annotated as ankyrin repeat domain-containing protein 9. The record is from RefSeq and is a predicted model, not a curated record. The transcript has a single exon. Bases 247 to 1122 code for a protein of 291 amino acids. Gene Ontology annotation, molecular function: protein binding. Lineage: Eukaryota; Metazoa; Chordata; Actinopteri; Perciformes; Nototheniidae.
GGGAUCCCGCAGCUGCUGCUGUCAGGAGCGUGCAGGAAUGUGUGUGUCUCUAGUCUCCUUGUGAGUGAAAUGACUCUAGGACAGCACUGCAGGCGUGUCUUCACUCCGUGCUUUGUAAGUAAACACAGUAUGAGUGUGUGUUCUGCUCCUGUCACUCAUAGCUCUUGAAGUAAUGGCUCCAGAGCGAAGAAGGACGCUGUCUGUCUGCUGGCUAACCCAUUGAGGACAUAAGUUACCCGGGUCCACAUGGCCUCUGUCACCGUCAGCUCGGCGGCUGAGAGCCCCGGGAAGAACCGCAAGUCCUUCUCGCUGCUCUUCUACCGGGCUGUGCGGGACCUGAAGCCGGUGUGGAUGCUGGAGGAAAUACGGACGAUGCAGACCUUUUACCAGGAGGACGCCAGCCAGAGGAGUUAUACCUCUUCGGAAGCAUUGCUAUACGCUAUAGUUCACGACCACCAGGCGUACGCCAAGUACCUGCUCAGCCGGUACACCGACCAAGCGCUAGCAAAGCCCGGGGAGCGCUUCUGCUGCUGCCCGUCCUCCGCCCCGCACCUGGCCAUGGCUGUCCGCUACGACAGGCGUUACAUCCUCGGCCUCAUCUUACAGGAGACACACCGGAUACCCAGCGCGACAUCCUACAGAGACGGGUGUUUUCACAUGGAGGACGGCAGGACCCCCCUGCAUCUAGCCUGCGAGCUCCUGCGGCCCGAGGCGGUCAUCAUGCUGCUGGGGAACGGAGCGGCCCCGCAAUCCCCGGACCACAACGGCCUGACCCCGCUGGAUGUCAUUCUGGAGAAACUCAGUGAGGGUAAAGAAGCGAGAUGCGGGGAGGGGAGGCAGUGUCUGGACAACCUGCUCAUGUUCAUACCAAAGGUUCACUUUAAGAUGCAGGGGGCUCUGAGCAGGGAGCCGGAGCGAUGGAGCGAGGUGCUGGGGGAGGAGACGCUCAGCUAUCUGUCCCGAAGUAGCCCGGCGCCGCUGCUCCUCACUGCCAUGCAGACUAUACUGAGGCAGCUCAGCCCGGCCACAUUCCCGGACAGUCUACACCAGCUACCCAUCCCCUCCUCCCUCAAACCCCUGGGCCUGCCCGAGGGCCAGCGCGACAUCAAGAGCGAUGUGUAGCAGCAGUGUGACAUGAUGCAUGCUCCAUUGUAAACAGUUGUGUCUUAGCAUGAUGUGUGAGAGUGUUAGAAGACUGUAUGCAGAGGAGGAAGAAGUACUCAGAUGUUGUACUUAAGUACUAGUAGAAGUAUCAGAGUGUAAAAAUACUCUG